GGAGGGGCGGGGCCUGGCGGGCGGGGCCGGGCGCCGCUCCAGGCUGAGUCUCCCGGAGGCGGGCGGCAGGGACCGGGCGCGGCGGCGGCGGCGGCUUCGGCGGGAGCAGCAUGGAUUGGGGCACCGAGCUGUGGGAUCAGUUAGAGGUGCUCGAGCGGCACACGCAGUGGGGGCUGGACCUGUUGGACAGAUAUGUGAAGUUCGUGAAAGAGCGGACCGAGGUGGAGCAGGCUUACGCAAAACAGCUGAGGAGCCUGGUGAAAAAAUACCUGCCCAAGAGACCUGCCAAAGAUGACCCGGAAUCCAAGUUCAGCCAGCAGCAGUCCUUCGUGCAGAUUCUCCAGGAGGUGAAUGACUUUGCGGGUCAGCGGGAGCUGGUGGCCGAGAACCUCAGUGUCCGUGUGUGUCUCGAGCUGGCCAAGUACUCGCAGGAGAUGAAACAGGAGAGAAAGAUGCACUUCCAGGAAGGCCGUCGGGCUCAGCAGCAGCUGGAAAGUGGCUUCAAACAGCUGGAGAAUAGUAAGCGUAAGUUUGAGCGGGACUGCCGGGAGGCUGAAAAGGCAGCCCAGACCGCUGAACGACUCGAUCAGGAUAUCAAUGCCACCAAGGCGGACGUGGAGAAGGCCAAGCAACAAGCCCACCUUCGAAGUCACAUGGCAGAAGAAAGCAAAAAUGAGUAUGCAGCCCAACUACAGCGCUUCAACCGAGACCAGUCCCACUUCUAUUUUUCCCAGAUGCCCCAGAUAUUUGAUAAGCUGCAGGACAUGGAUGAGCGGAGGGCCACCCAUCUGGGGGCCGGGUAUGGGCUCCUGUCGGAGGCCGAGCUGCAGGUGGUGCCUAUCAUUGCCAAGUGUCUGGAGGGCAUGAAGGUGGCUGCAGACGCCGUAGACGCCAAGAACGACUCCCAGGUCCUCAUCGAGCUGCACAAGUCAGGCUUUGCCCGCCCUGGUGACGUGGAAUUCGAAGACUUCAGCCAGCCCAUGAACCGUGCGCCCUCAGACAGCAGCCUGGGCACCCCCUCCGAUGGACGGCCUGAGCUCCGCGGUUCGGGCCGUAGCCGUGCCAAGCGCUGGCCCUUCGGCAAGAAGAACAAGACCGUGGUGACCGAGGAUUUCAGCCACUUGCCCCCAGAGCAGCAGAGAAAACGACUUCAGCAGCAGCUGGAAGAACGGAAUCGUGAGCUACAGAAGGAGGUUGACCAGAGAGAAGCCCUGAAGAAAAUGAAGGAUGUGUAUGAGAAGACACCCCAGAUGGGGGACCCUGCCAGCUUGGAGCCCCGGAUCACGGAAACCCUGAACAACAUUGAACGACUGAAAUUGGAAGUGCAGAAGUAUGAGGCUUGGCUGGCAGAAGCUGAGAGCCGGGUCCUGAGCAACCGAGGGGACAGCCUGGGCCGCCACACCCGGCCUCCGGACCCCCCAGCCAGUGCCCCACCAGACAGCAGCAGCAGCAACAACAGUGGGUCACAGGAUAACAAGGAGAGCUCUGAAGAGCCCCUCUCCGAGGAGGGUCAGGAUGCCCCCAUCUACACGGAGUUCGAUGAGGACUUUGAGGAGGAGCUGGUGUCCCCCAUAGGUCACUGUGUGGCCAUCUACCACUUCGAAGGUGAGGACAGCUUGUGUCCCACUGCCCCUCCACGACAGGGUCCAGCGAAGGCACCAUCUCCAUGGCCGAGGGUGAAGACCUCAGUCUCAUGGAGGAGGACAAAGGCGACGGCUGGACCCGGGUCAGGCGGAAACAGGGAGGUGAGGGCUAUGUGCCCACCUCCUACCUCCGUGUCACGCUCAACUGAACCCUGCCGCAGGCUGGAAGAAGGGGGCUGUUGGCUGCUGCUUCUGGGCCACGGGGGGCCCCAGGACCUACGCACUUUAUUUCUGCCCCCGUGGCUUCAGCUGAGACCUGUGUAACCUGCUGCCCCCCAUCCCCCUCCUCAUCCCAGACAGACCCGCUGUGCCUUCCACCAUUGAUGUACAUACUCGUGUUUCAAGUCUUUUCUUCCUGAUGCUGGGCUAGGGCCAUUUUGUUUUAUAUAAAAAAUUCUAUAAAGCUU
Molecule: messenger RNA, 2050 nt
Organism: Ailuropoda melanoleuca (giant panda)
Lineage: Eukaryota; Metazoa; Chordata; Mammalia; Carnivora; Ursidae
Gene: TRIP10
Product: thyroid hormone receptor interactor 10
Exons: 14
Coding region: 111-1907 (598 amino acids)
Biological process (GO): signal transduction
Molecular function (GO): protein binding
Source: RefSeq, a predicted model, not a curated record